Messenger RNA from Spirodela intermedia, 954 nucleotides. Lineage: Eukaryota; Viridiplantae; Streptophyta; Magnoliopsida; Alismatales; Araceae. The record is from the annotation of a GenBank genome assembly.
AUGGAAGGCUUCUCACCGGUCUCUCCCCCGCGGAUCUUCUGGAACUCCCGCAAGAGAUCUGGUACGGUUUCCUCUGAUCUGGUCCGUAUCGUGAGCUUCGAUGGCGAAUCCGGCGGGUGGAGGGGCCUGGAAGGCGGCGUCCCCCUAGGUUUCCCCCAGAUUCCUCCCUCCGUUCUCCUUCCGCUUGGCGGUGGCGUCUGAAUUACUCAACCACCAUCUCCGACUCAAUCUAGGGAGUCUCGAUCUUCUUCCCUCGUGAUGUCUCUGCUUCCUCUUCUUCGCUGAUUGUUUUUCUGGUAGCCAAUGGGCGGAGCUUGGAGAAGGCAAUGGAGGAGGAGGAUAACACCACGGGAAGCAGCAGUAGCGGCAGCAGCGGCAAGUCCAAGGAAUCCUCCGUGGUAACGGACGAGGGCGGCGCCGCCGCCAUGGCUACCGACGAUGCGGCGGCGGAGAACCCGACCCCCCUGCUCUCCGACCGCCGCAGAGCUCUCUUCGAGCCGCUGGCGCCGACGAACGGCCGGAUCUCGAACGAGGACCUCCUGCCGCCGCCGGACUUCGACGCCGUGACCUACCCCAAGGGCUGGGUGGUGGGGAAGAAGAGGAAGCUCGUGAACGUGGACGUCGUGGAAAGCAUGCGCAGGAUCGCCGUCCAGGAGAUGAACAGGAAGGUGAGGAAGCUUCUCCUCUAAAAGCUCUAGGGUUCCUUCCGCCCGUCCUCUCUCUCCCUCUGCAACGCCGACUUCCUGGCCUCUUCAGGACCGGGAGAUCGACGGCCUGAACGAGCAGCUUGAAGAAGACUCCCGCUGCCUGGAGCACCUCCAGAUUCAGCUGCUGGAGGAGCGGACGAAGCGGGCGGACGUGGAGAGGGAGAACGCCAUGCUCCAUAACCAGAUCUCCAUGCUCAUGAGCAUGCUCGAGCCGGAGGACGCUGAUUCCCCACCGGAGAACUCCUGA